UACAUUAUUCAUUUCGUACAUUUUCAUUUGUAGAAAGCCUCGGUUAAUUUCCAUUGGUUGAUUUAUUUAACCGAUAUCAAUGAGCAGAACGAUUUUCCGCUUCCCCAUUGACUCACGCGUUGCAAAAUGAAGACGAUGAAAUGCUAUUAUCGUGACUUUAAAACAUGAAAAGAAAAAUGAAUUCAAAUGCUUGCUUCAGAAUAUUAGUGUUAAUUAUUUACGCCAUUAACCUUAAGAUUAUAAAUGCAUACGACCCUGAUAAUGAUCCACUUAUGUUCAUCGCUAACCCCGUAGAAGCUAACAUGCCAGGACAUUGGAUACCUUUGAGCAUUCUUAAAGUUAUGCUAGAGGGUACAACAAGGCUGGUUACACAAAGGGAAAAAUUGUCAGAGUUUAUAACUGAAGCUCCUCGCCCGACUAAGAAAAUCGAAGUUACCACAGAAGUAACAAGUGAGAUCACGACUACAUCGACUGAGGCACCUACAGAUCCUCCUUCUGAAGCUACUGCAGCUCCUGAAGUACCCACUGAAGCACCUACUGAAGCACCCACUGAAGCGCCUACAGAAGCACCCACUAAAGCGCCUACUGAAUCGCCCACUGAAGCACCUACUGAAGCGCCCACUGAAGCGCCCACUGAAGCACCCACUGAAGCACCCACUGAAGCACCCACUGAACCGCCCACUGAAGCGCCCACUGAAGCACCCACUGAAGCACCCACUGAAGCACCCACUGAGGCACCCACUGAACCACCAACGGAACGUCAGAAGCCAGUUCGUAAAAAACCUAGAGAUGAUCACGAAAAUCUAUCAUAGAGAAAAGUAACUAUUUAUAUGUAUGGUUAAAAAUAAAGUUAUUAUUUUAUAA
Molecule: messenger RNA, 864 nt
Organism: Papilio xuthus (Asian swallowtail)
Lineage: Eukaryota; Metazoa; Arthropoda; Insecta; Lepidoptera; Papilionidae
Product: non-classical arabinogalactan protein 31-like
Exons: 2
Coding region: 165-812 (215 amino acids)
Source: RefSeq, a predicted model, not a curated record